Molecule: messenger RNA, 717 nt
Organism: Cherax quadricarinatus
Lineage: Eukaryota; Metazoa; Arthropoda; Malacostraca; Decapoda; Parastacidae
Source: RefSeq, a predicted model, not a curated record
ACAGAGCCUACACUUACCCUGAGCCCCACCUCUUCCUACAGUACCAUCAACAAUAGUGUCAACACUAAUACCAUCAUUACUAGGACUAUCACCAAUACCAUAUCUUAUGUGAACACUACUACCCUUAACAACAAUCUAACUACCAGUAACAGCACUGUUACCAGCAACAGUACUUUCGUUACCCUUGCUGUUAUCUCCAACACCACUACAACCACCAGCAACAAACUCUUAGUACAGAACUUGGUACAAAUGGCUACCAUACCAACUUUCAAGUGUACCAAACUUCUCAAACAGGGAGGAAGAACUUGCCAGAGGAUACCAGAUGGAGACAAGAAGGUGUGUUUGGACGAGUCGGUGGCCCUGUCUAGAUCUUCAUGUCUUGUGUACUCCUUCGGUAUCGGCCACGACUUUAGCCUAGACAAAUCCAUGGGAGAAUUUGGAUGUGAAGUAUUUGCCUUCGACGACGAUGAUUAUCACAACAUGUACAUCAAUAAUAUAAUGCCCAGGGUGCAUUUCAUUCACAUUCGCCUUGGUCACUCAGUAGUUUUCUUCACGGAGAUCAACAAGUUAAAGAACUCAACCUUCCUGUACCUGUACAGGCCGCUAGACAACAUUAUGUUCAUACUACAACAUUACACAGCUAACCUGCAACUUCUGAAGAUGGACGUGGAGGGAGACGAGUGGCAGAUCUUCCAGGACUCUAUCUUUAAGGUGUAG